Messenger RNA from Racocetra persica, 300 nucleotides. NCBI's taxonomy places the organism in Eukaryota, Fungi, Glomeromycota, Glomeromycetes, Diversisporales, Gigasporaceae. The record is from the annotation of a GenBank genome assembly.
AUGCUUGCUGAAUGGAAACCAAAAUUAGUGGUUUUGAAAGAAAUGCUGAAAAAAUUAGGCUUUCCCGACCUGCGUUUUGCUUCUCAACAAAAAAAAAAAAAUACGGUUAAAAAUAAUGAUUGUGGGAACCACGUAAAUAAUAAUGAGAUAAACAAAAGGGAGAAAAAAAAUAAUUUUAACUUAGCCAAUGGAGUUCAUACUAAAUUCAGCACUUUGGAUGGAAUAAGCAGCCUGGCAGAUUACGCUGCCAGUGCCCGACAGAAAAAUUAUUCGGCUUUGGCAGUAACCGACCAUUAUAAC